Molecule: messenger RNA, 1002 nt
Organism: Fulmarus glacialis (Northern fulmar)
Lineage: Eukaryota; Metazoa; Chordata; Aves; Procellariiformes; Procellariidae
Product: G-protein coupled receptor 39-like
Exons: 1
Coding region: 1-1002 (333 amino acids)
Biological process (GO): G protein-coupled receptor signaling pathway
Cellular component (GO): membrane
Molecular function (GO): G protein-coupled receptor activity
Source: RefSeq, a predicted model, not a curated record
AUGGCAGGACAGACGUCCCCUUCAGACUGUUCUCAUCUCAUUGACCACAGCCACAUCCCUGAGUUUGAGGUGUCUACUUGGAUCAAGAUCACUUUGGCUUCAGUGUAUGUCUGCAUCUUUGUUGCGGGCAUCUUGGGCAACAGCAUCACCAUCAAGACCACCAGGAUCCUGCAGAAGAAAGGUUACCUGCAGAAGGAGGUCACGGACCACAUGGUGAGCCUGGCCUGCUCUGACCUGCUGGUCAUCCUGCUGGGCAUGCCCAUGGAAUUCUUCAGCGCCAUCUGGAGCCCCUUUUCCACCCCCAACGGCAACAUGGCUUGCAAGCUCUACUACUUCCUCUUUGAAGCCUGCAGUUAUGCCACUGUGCUGCAUGUGGCCACCCUCAGCUUUGAGAGGUACGUGGCUAUCUGCCACCCCUUCAAGUUCAAGGCAGCCUCUGGACCCCGCAAGGUGAAGCUGCUCAUCGCCUUUGUCUGGGGUACAUCUGUCAUAGUGGCUCUGCCGCUGCUCUUUGCCAUGGGCACAGAAUAUCCCCUGGAAACCAUUGAGGGCUACCAAGGCAUGACUGCCUGCGUCAAGCCUAUGCCCAAGCACCACCUCCCUGAGCUGAAGUACAAUAUGACCAUCUGUACCAGCCUCUCCUCCAAGUGGCCUGUCUUUCAGGCCAGCAUCUUCAGUGCCUUUGCUGUGUACAUUAUAGUGCUGGGAUCUGUCACCUUCAUGUGCCGCAGCAUGAUGAAAACCCUGAUGAUCCACAAGGAAGGAACUGUGGCAGUGAAGGGUGGACUAAGACACCAGGAGCAGUACCUAAGAAAAAGUGAGAGCUCAGAGGCCAAGAGCUCGAGGCGACAGAUCAUUUUAUUCCUGGGUAAGAGCCCUGUCCUACUCCGCCUCCCCUCCCCUGCCCCCUUUCCACAUGGGAAGGAAACCCAGAAGCCUCCAUUUUCUCUCACCAAGUUCCCCCAAAUGGGGGAUGUAUGGUUUGAAACUGGUGCAAAAUGA